Messenger RNA from Protobothrops mucrosquamatus (brown spotted pit viper), 1308 nucleotides. It is a transcript of the gene TMEM184B, whose product is annotated as transmembrane protein 184B. NCBI's taxonomy places the organism in Eukaryota, Metazoa, Chordata, Lepidosauria, Squamata, Viperidae. The transcript is spliced from 8 exons. Gene Ontology annotation, molecular function: transporter activity. The record is from RefSeq and is a predicted model, not a curated record. Gene Ontology annotation, biological process: transport. The coding region runs from base 5 to 1234 and encodes 409 amino acids.
AAUAAUGAUGAUUGUAGUAACUGGAGCCAUGUCAGUGCCUGAGUCCGAUUUCCCAGCCAGCACCCCUGCUACAGCCCCUAAUUUAUCCAGGAUGCCUGAGGAUGGCAGCCUCACUGCAGUGGAGCAGCCAAUAUUCCUAAUGACAACUGCUGCCCAGGCCAUCUCAGGUUUCUUUGUGUGGACAGCUGUGCUGAUCACCUGCCACCAGAUCUACAUGCACCUUCGCUGCUACAGUUGCCCCAAUGAGCAACGCUAUAUUGUCAGGAUCCUUUUCAUUGUUCCCAUUUAUGCUGUUGACUCAUGGCUCAGUCUUCUUUUCUUCACCAAUGACCAGUACUAUGUUUACUUUGGGACAAUACGGGAUUGUUAUGAAGCUUUUGUCAUCUAUAACUUCCUUAGCCUCUGCUAUGAAUACCUAGGUGGAGAGAGUUCCAUCAUGUCUGAGAUUAGAGGAAAGCCUAUAGAGUCCAGCUGCAUGUAUGGGACUUGUUGCUUAUGGGGAAAGACAUACUCGAUUGGUUUUCUGAGAUUUUGUAAACAGGCCACACUGCAGUUCUGUGUGGUGAAGCCUCUCAUGGCAAUUAUUACAGUUGUUCUUCAGGCAUUUGGAAAGUACCAGGAUGGAGACUUUGAUGUCACAAGUGGAUAUCUCUAUGUGACAAUUAUUUACAAUAUUUCAGUCAGCUUGGCUUUAUAUGCCCUCUUCCUCUUCUAUUUUGCCACCCGUGAACUUCUCAGUCCUUAUAGUCCUGUCCUAAAAUUUUUCAUGGUCAAGUCUGUUAUUUUCCUGUCCUUCUGGCAAGGGAUGCUAUUGGCCAUUUUGGAGAAGUGUGGUGCAAUUCCUAAGAUCCGCUCAGCCAAUGUAUCUGUGGGGACCGUAGCAGCUGGCUAUCAGGAUUUCAUCAUCUGUGUGGAAAUGUUCUUUGCAGCUAUUGCUCUGCGGCAUGCAUUCACUUAUAGGGUCUAUGCAGACAAGCACCUUGAUGCGCAAGGACGGUGCGCCCCAAUGAAGAGCAUCUCUAGCAGCCUUAAGGAGACCAUGAACCCCCAUGACAUUGUCCAGGAUGCUAUCCAUAAUUUCUCCCCAGCCUACCAGCAAUACACACAGCAGUCCACCCUGGAACAUGGACCACCAUGGCGGAAUGGCAGUCACAUAAUUUCACGUUCUCAUAGCAUCUCUGGUGUCCGUGACAAUGAGAAGACCCUACUUUUGAGCUCGGAUGAUGAGUUUUAAGGGGUUGGUGGAUCAUGCCAUAGCCUGGAACUUUCCUUUAUUUAUUGAACCAGAAAACAGGUUAUAUUUCUUUU